GCACCGCAGCUGUUCGCUAUCAUAGAAAUACGUGAGAGAAAAGGAGUGGUGAUUAAGCCUGUCUUAGCCUUAAAAUUACGUUUUUUAUAUGGUUCUAGGACCUUUUACGGCCUGUGCUCGAUAUAUGUGGGAGGUGUAGUGUUCCUACGUGUGCUGUAUCGUUUGUGGUGGUGAAAAACAUUGUUAUGUGGCGAAAUUAUUGAUGUAAACGUUGAUUAUGACGUUUACUACGGUGAUUUGUGAAUGUGUGAGUGAGCCGCGACAUUGCCUGGCCGUUGGAGCGAAUCUUGUAACGGAAUUGUAUGGGAAUGCUGCUUUCGUUCUAAAUACGGAGCGAAGGCGCAUUAAACUGUAAAAACAAGAAGCAUCAUGGCGUCGCCCAAUUCGCGCCAAAUCCCGCGUCACGCCGGGCGCCAUCUGCCGUCGCCGGAAAACUUCCGCAGUUUGAAUUCGAAUUCGGAACGUUCGAAAUAGUUAUUCGUGAAUGGACAUUGACGGGGCAGUGUCGUGAUGUGAUUUUUUUUUUGUUUAUGUGCAGUGUUGUGUUUGUGUUAAGUGUUUAGUGAUAAGUGACGAUGUCUGAGGAGCGUUCGCGACGUUUGUCGCAGAUUUUUGACCCACUCUCGAGGUUCACGGAUCACAGUGGUGCUGGACAUUCAGCCAGCACUCCGAACAGUCCUCGGUUGCUGCCGCGGAGGACAAGAGACCCGCCCCCACCUCCUCCUAGGCCAAUCGCCCACACAUCCCGAGUGGACCCCCUGGAGUACGAGCUGGCGGCGGCGGAGGUGGGCUCCGUGAACUGGCAGGAGAGGUGCCUGGAGCUUCAGCUGGAGCUUCACAGGAGCAGGCACCAGGCGACCAGGGUGCGCGACAUGCUGAGAGAUAAGCUCUCCGAGUUGGAGCAGAGGGUGCUGGAGGCCGAGGGUCGCGCAGAGGAGGCCGAGGACAAGGUUCGCGCCAUGGAGCAGCGGCUGUGCGAAUGGCCAACGGGCGCUGACGGAGCACCCAGAGCCAUAUCGAGAUUAGAGGGGCAAAUAGAAGAACAGAAACAGCUGAGACUCCAAGACGCGAAGCAGGUAGAAGCGAAAGCGGCCCGGAUCAAGGAGUGGGUGACGAACAAGCUGCGAGAGUUGGAACAGCAGAAUCAGCUGCUGAGGGAGCAGAACGACCGCUGUAACCAACAGCUAGAGUUGUUAAGGAACCAUAUUGCCGCUCAAGGGAGCAGAAAUUGUGCGUUUCUACCAAACCGAGCCAGUCUCUCUCUAGAGGUGAGAUCUGAAGACGGGCCCUCGCGAGCCACUACCAGCCUUUUGGGACCCAACCGACGGCGUUCAGAAAGCCUCGAGGGGCCCCAGCUCCCGAUCACAUCAUCGGAGCCCCACUACAGCACCCCGGUUAGACACAGGAGGAACCUGUCCAUCGGCACCACCAGCCUGGUGAACAACUCCAGUGCAGCCAGCCCAGCGGCAGCGUUGAACACCAUGAACCGUACCAUGGACGAGAGGACCACUGCCAGCUUACUGGCUGAAGAUUUGGCGACGGCGGUGGAAAAAUUGGUGGUGUUGCCAACAACUCCGACCACGUCGACUGACGGCGACACCACGCACGAUUACGCUGAAAUAUACACGCCUAGCAGGGAGCGCACGCCGGCGUGGGCGGAGGGCGCUCCCCCCGCGCCCCCCGCGGCCCCCGCGCGGCCCCCCACGCCGCCGCUGCACAGGUUCCCCAGCUGGGAGGCCAAGAUCUACCAGGUGGCAGAUGACGGUCUCCAGCAAUCAGUUGAGGAGGAACUAAGCCCACCGGCGACGUGUCAACGACCCUUACCAGACUCGACCAGUUACCAAGACAUAUCUGUGCCUGUUUAUGCUACGGUGAAAGGGCGUGCUAGUCAAAUAAGGUCGAUGCCCUUCACCGGAGACUCGUCUGAUGACUCAUCAGACGGUGAAGACUCCAUGGGCAUCACCGUUCACAACACGCCUCACCAUAUACUUAGCGCGCACAUACCUCAAACAUCGAACCAGCCAAUCAACAUCAACUUGGCGUCCAAUCAGCCAAUCAACAACAUCAACCUGACGCACACACUCCCGCAGUCCAUGCAGCAGACCAAUCACGUGACAGGGAAUAAUACUAACGGCCAAUGUAGUUCUUCGGAUACAAGUCUCAGUGCAAGCAGCCCGUCUAAAAGUGUCAAGACAAGUUCUAGUCUGAGCCCGGCGAAGAGGUCCAGUAGCGGGUCGCCGAGCAAGCAAACGAAGACUAGGGACACGUCGUUCGAAUCCGGCAUGUCGGACGACUACGCGAUUCCGCCGGACGCCCUGUCGUGCGACACGAGCGCUUCGCCGUCGCUCGCGUCGUUGUGUCGCGCGCCGCCGCACGACUCGCCGCGGAAACACGACGCUCUGGAGAAGAGCGGCCACCUGGCCAAGCUGGGGGGGAAGCUGAAGACCUGGAGGAAGAGAUGGUUCGUACUCAAAAACGGGACUCUGUCCUACUGGAAGUCGCAGUCGGAUGUGAACCGCAAGCCCCAGGGGCAGAUAGGGCUCGGGGAGGCCUGCAAGAUCUCCAGGAACGAGGGCGCCGCCACCUUCGAGAUCUUCACGGGCAGCAGGACCUACUAUCUCACAGCCGACAGCAUUGCCACUAUGGAGGACUGGAUCAGAGUUUUACAGAACGUCCAAAGGCGGAACGCGACGAAACUCCUCCUGAGUAAAGAAGACAACAAGCCCACGAUCCAGGGAUGGCUGACCAAGGUCAAGAAUGGUCACGCCAAGAAAAGCUGGUGCGUGCUCAUCGGGAAGAUGUUCCUGUACUUCAAGUCGCCGGCGGAUCAGACGCCGUCGGGGCAGAUCAACAUGCGCGACGCCCGCGUGGAGGACGUGGAGCUGGGCUCCGACUCCGACUCCGAGGAGCGGGCCGACGCGCGCGCGCCGCUCACCGUGGCCAUCUACCCGCACCACCAGCUGCAGCAGACGCCCACGUACCUGCUGCUGGACAGCAAGGCGGACAAGGACGCGUGGCUGUACCAGCUCACCGUGGUGAGCGGCGCCGCGCCCGGCCGCGGCACGCACUUCGAGCAGCUCGUGCACAAGCUCAUGGAGGCCGGCGGCGACCCCGAUUGCGUGUUAUGGCGACAUCCAACAUUGUUAUACUCCAAAGAAAACAUCACAUCGCCGCUCACUUCGCUCAGCUCAGAAGCUUUGCAAGCGGAAGCUUUGAAGCUGUUUAAGUGCGUGCAGCUGUUCAUGUCGGUGGCGGUGGAGCAGGCGGGCAUCGACUACCACGUGGUGCUGGCGCAGAACGCGCUGCAGCAGUGCCUGGAGGCGCGCGCGCUGCAGGCCGAGCUGCUGGCCGCCGCGUGCCGCCAGACGGCGCCGCACGCGGGCAAGCCGGGCGUGCAGGUAACGCCGCACGCGCACGCCGCUAGGCUUGCUAAGGCCGCCAAGCUUAAGAAUCAACUGCUGCUAUGCGCGACUCAGUCGCUGUUCACGUGCGACACUGGCGCCGCCUCGGUCGCCGGCGACAACAAGAGCGGCGAUAUGCAGCAGAACUCUGCGGGGUCGCCCAGUUCUAUACAGGCGCCCCUCCUCUCGGUGGACUGCAAGAGCAACCCGCCCACGUACAGCUUUGUCCAGGGCUGGCAGCUGUUGGCCCUGGCCGUCAGUCUGUUCGUGCCCAAGAACAACAGGCUGCUGUGGUAUUUGAAGCUACAUAUUAGCAGGCAUUCGGAUACUAAAACGGAAUGCGGCAAAUACGCGGCGUACUGCGCACGCGCACUGGAGCGCACCAUACGUAACGGAGGGCGAGAGGACAAACCUUCUAGGAUGGAAGUUCUCUCUAUACUGCUGAAGAACCCCUAUCAUCACUGCUUGCCACACGCGAUACCUGUGCAUAUGCUCAACAAUACUUAUCAGGUGGUAAGUUUCGACGGUUCGACGACGGUGGAAGAGUUCUUAUCAACUUUAAGCACAGAGCUCGGCUGCCGAGACACCGCCACUUCGGGCUUUGCUCUGUUCAGCGACGAUCCCAUUGAGAAGGACUUGGAGCAUCACAUUAAACCUGAUAAAAAGUUAUGCGACGUGAUAUCGAAAUGGGAGACGGCGUUGCGCGAGAAAGGCUCGGGAAAGUUCGAGAAUUCUCGCGUAAUCCGACUGACUUACCGCAAUAGAUUGUACUUUAAGAAUUCAGUGAGAACCGAGACUGAUAAGGAGAGGCUACUGCUGUGUUAUCAGAUCAAUCAGCAAGUGGUGGCGGGCCGCUUCCCCGUGAGCCGCUCGCUGGGCGCGGAGCUGGGCGCGCUGAUGGCGCAGCUGGAGCUGGGCGACCAGCCGCCCGCCGCGCACGCGCAGCCGCUCGCGCACCGCUUCUACCCCUACCGCUACCGCGCCGGCCUCACUACCGACCAGCUCAGGGACAUUGAAGAAACAUUGCGGUCGAAAUGGGCCGCGUUGAAAGGGCGAAGUACGGCGGAUUGCGUCAGAAUAUACCUCAACUGUACGAGGAAGUGGCCGUUCUUCGGUGCUACGCUGUUCCAAGCGAGGAUAAAGCAGCCGGACCUGUCCAUGGUGUGGCUGGCGGUGAGCGAGGAGGGCGUGGCGGUGCUGGAGCUGGCGUCCAUGGCGGUGCUGCGCCGCUACGCGCUCAGCUCCAUCGGGCUGUUCGGGGGGCUGCAGGAUGAUCUAAUGAUGUUGAUUGACGGAGAUGACGCCGCUAGUCCUGUGCACAAGAUGCUGAUCAGUCUCAAUAAGCCUAAAAUGGCAGAGCUGACCCACCUAAUAGCGGACUACAAGAACGCGGUGCUGGGGGCGGCGGGCGGCGCGCGCAGCCCCCCGCCGCGCCGCGCCUCCCCCCGCCGCCGCAGCCCCGCGCCCCACGCCUCGCCCGCCACGCUGCCCCACGCCCACUCCCACUCCCACUCCCACUCCCACCACCACACCGGCCACAACACGCUCAACUCGCACACCACCACCAUGACCUUGGGCUCGGAUAGAAACGCCACUCUGACGCUCAGCUCCCACACGUCCAGCUUCAACCCGGAUAGAGUACUAUCCCAUGGACAGCCGGACAUCCUGAAAUCCACACCGGAUCAUCACAGAGCUGAUAAGAAGAGGACUCACACGCAAGACAGUGGCGUUGCGUGAUUGUGAAACGCGUAUCGAUAAUAGUGUAGCGAAGUGAUUGUUGUCGAUAAUAAUGUACGAGUACUAUCGAUAGUGUUCCACCCGAGACUUUUCGAUUGUAUACCUCAUGUUUUGUAACGUCGGUUCGGCAUCAAACUCCAUUGCAAAUACAACGACGUGUUUAAAAAGAAACUCGUUGCAAACGAUAAAUUCCCAUACGUUCACUU
Molecule: messenger RNA, 5344 nt
Organism: Amyelois transitella
Lineage: Eukaryota; Metazoa; Arthropoda; Insecta; Lepidoptera; Pyralidae
Exons: 30
Coding region: 576-5138 (1520 amino acids)
Cellular component (GO): cytoskeleton
Source: RefSeq, a predicted model, not a curated record